Arachis ipaensis is the source of this 585-nucleotide messenger RNA. Lineage: Eukaryota; Viridiplantae; Streptophyta; Magnoliopsida; Fabales; Fabaceae. The record is from RefSeq and is a predicted model, not a curated record.
AUGGAAACAGAUUUUGCAGAAAUGGCAGAAGAACCAGCUAUUUGUUCCGUUAUUGAUAGAAAGACAGUUAGAAAGGUUACCUGGAGACCGCCUCCGCCAGGAUGGGUUAAGUGUAAUGUUGAUGCAGCGUUCCUUGAAGUGCUUCAUGGAGGUGCAACAGCAGCUGUUUUCAGAGACCACGUUGGUAACCUUCUCACAGCCUCUAACUCUAAAAUAGCGGCUACCUCGCCUUUAGCUGCGGAAGCAUUAGCAGUUAGGGAAGGUCUAAUAAUAGCAAAGAACUUUCAACUGGAAAGAGUUAUCUUUGAAUCUGACAGUUUAAUUCUCAUCCAAGCUCUAAAAUCAAAGGCAACAAUUGCAGAGUUUCAAGUUAUUUUGGAUGAUAUUUUGGAUUUAGCACGAAAUAUUUCAAAUUGUGGGUUUACCUGGGCUCCUAGAGAAGGGAAUGCCUUAGCGCAUGAAGUAGCCAAGCUUACAGCCAACGGUUCUCUGCAUCAGAAUUGGCUCAGCUGCAAGCCACAAAUCAUCACGUCCAUUUUGCAAAAAGAGAAGUACACGUCACUGCAAUUGACAAACAGAUCAUGA